AUGGCCUAUUGGUUGUUGCUGCCUCGGCACUCGGCAGCCUACUGCUGUCCAAAAUCGAGUCUGGAGAUGGACCUUCAAGGGAACUGGGGAAGGGUCAAAGGGAGACUGGGAGAGACAACUGGAGGAGACGAGGAGGUGGGUAGGUGGCAGCCCGGCGGAGGAGGACUGGCGAAGGAAGGUGGCGGUCAGGCGGAGCCACGGAGAAGGACUGGGUCUGGUCGUCUGGGAGGCUGGCGUCGGCGAGGGAAGGAGGAAGUCGGAAGGGACAUGGGAGAGUCAGGGCCUCAGGGGAAUCGCACUUUGCCGUCACUCCUUACUCGUCGCCGUCUGGGUUUCGAAGAGGGGUGA
This is a messenger RNA of Linum trigynum, 348 nucleotides long. The record is from the annotation of a GenBank genome assembly. NCBI's taxonomy places the organism in Eukaryota, Viridiplantae, Streptophyta, Magnoliopsida, Malpighiales, Linaceae.